This is a messenger RNA of Girardinichthys multiradiatus, 2533 nucleotides long. RefSeq lists its product as uncharacterized. Lineage: Eukaryota; Metazoa; Chordata; Actinopteri; Cyprinodontiformes; Goodeidae. The coding region runs from base 1 to 2094 and encodes 697 amino acids. The transcript has a single exon. The record is from RefSeq and is a predicted model, not a curated record.
AUGGCCGUGCAGCUGCACAUGAGGCCACGAGGGGGAGCUCUCGCUCCAGCUUUGGCACAGCGGCAGGCUGGAGCUCCCGCUCCACCCUUGCCACAGCUGCACAUGAGGCCUCAAGGGGGAGCUCUCACCCUACCUCUAACACAGCAGGCUGUUUUUUCUUUGGAAGAAGCAGACCUGGGACGAGCGCAGUUGGCAGUUGUAGCGGAACAGCAGAUCCCUCAGCCGGUGUUGCGCAGUGUUUACACGGAAGCACCUUUAGGUCCACUAGCAAACAACACUCAGCUGUGGCGAGCGUGUGGAGCGUCAGAUUGGGUGAUAAAGACUGUAUCAAAGGGAUACAGGCUCCAAUUUGUGACAGCCCCACCCCGUUUCAAGGGCAUAGUACAGUCAUACGCUCGGGGAGAGUCCACUCGCGUCCUGCAAGAGGAAAUAAUUUCCCUGCAGCACAAAAGAGACGGGUUUUACUGCAGAUACUUUCUCGUGCCGAAAAGGGGCGGGGGUCUGCGACCGAUAUUGGAUCUGCGGGCUCUGAACACAUAUCUGAGACGGUAUUCGUUCAGGAUGCUAACACACGCAGCUCUGAUAAAGUUUGUGCGUCAAGGAGACUGGUUUGUCUCCAUAGACUUGAAAGAUGCAUAUUUCCAUAUCCCUAUAUACCCCCCUCACAGAAAAUACCUCAGAUUUGCGUUUCAGGGAGAGAUAUACGAGUACCUGGUACUUCCUUUUGGCCUCUCACUGAGCCCACGUGUGUUCGUGAAAUGCACCGAGGCAGCCAUCACGCCUCUGAGGGAAAGGGGGAUGCGUCUGGCGACGUAUAUAGACGAUUGGCUGAUUGCAGCUCAGUCUUUAGAGGAGCUCAGGACGCAUGCCGAGAUGCUUACUUUACAUCUGACAGCCCUGGGAUUCACAAUAAACUGGGAAAAGAGCAUUUUAACCCCAGUACAAACAAUCACCUUCAUUGGCCUGUCCCUGAAUUCAGUCGAGUUCAGAGCGCGCCUCUCAGCGGAACGAGUAAAAGCCUUUCAGGCUUGUCUGGCACUCUUUCGCAGAGGCACACAGGUGAAAUUCAGGUUAUGCAUCAGGCUGCUCGGUCUGAUGGCGUCUGCGCUGGCGGUCAUCACACUCGGCCGCCUACACAUGCGCCCGUUUCAAAGGUGGGUGGCGUCACUCAGCUUGAGCCCCACACGCCAUGCUCACCGCAGCGUCCUGGUUUCUCUCAUAUGUGCACGCGCGCUGAGCCCGUGGAAGCGUCCCGGUUUUCUCAACACCGGCGUUACCAUGGGAACCAUCCUGACGAGGAAGGUAAUUAACACAGAUGCCUCGCUGACAGGCUGGGGAGCCACUCACGAGGGGAUGAUGGUAAACGGCGUUUGGAGUCCACAAACACAGACAGCUCACAUAAAUUGUCUGGAACUCCUGGCCGUGAUGCUGGCACUGAGACACUUUCUGCCCUUUAUCAAAGGGCACCAUGUUUUGGUCAGAGCGGACAACACAACAGUGGUUGCUUACAUCAACAGACAGGGGGGUCUACGCUCACGUCAUUUACACGAGCUGGCAUACAGACUGAUAAUCUGGACCAGCUCACACUUGCUGUCGCUAAGAGCGACUCACGUGCCAGGGGUAAUGAACAGAGGCGUGGAUCUGCUGUCAAAGGGCAAUCCCCGCUACAAAGAGUGGAAACUCCACAGCGAGGUGAUGACCCAGAUAUGGAAGAGGUACGGCCGAGCGGAGGUCGACCUCUUCGCAUCAGAGGAAAAUGCUCAGUGUCCGAUGUUUUUCUCACUGACAGAGCAACAAGCUCCGCAUGGGCUGGAUGCUCUAGCGCACAAAUGGCCGCCGGCCCUACUGUACGCCUUUCCCCCGCUGGAACUGAUCAUUCCUACUCUCGCCAGGGUGCGAGAGGGAAAACACUCACUCAUUCUGAUAGCUCCCUGCUGGCCAGGGAAACAUUGGCUAGCGGAGAUUUUUCAGAUGCUACACGGCGAGCCAUGGCGGCUUCCCCUCCGCAGAGAUCUCCUGACGCAGGCACGCGGAGAAAUAUUUCAUCCGCAUCCAGAGCGCAUGGCCCUAUGGGCCUGGCCUGUGAGGGGUUAAACCUGGCUGCCAGUGGGCUUCCCCAGAACGUUAUUGACACAAUUCAAAAUGCAAGGGCCGUUUCCACGCGUAACGUGUAUGAGGGUAAAUGGCAGGCAUUCGUGGGUUGGUGCGCAAAACCUAUGGUGAGCGUAAUGCAAAGUCCUGUGUCGGACGUUUUAACUUUUCUGCAGGCACUGUUGGAUAAAGGCUUGGCUUUUUCCACUGUGAAGGUGUACCUGGCUGCUAUUUCAGCCUGUCACAUUGUCUUUGGUGACAAAACAGUGGGGCAGCACCCCCUGGUGUGUCAAUUCAUGAAAGGUGCACGACGGCUCCGUCCAGUGUCGAGGAGCCUCACUCCUUCAUGGGAUUUACCUAUGGUACUCGAUGCGUUGUCACGUGCACCGUUCGAACCGUUGCAGCAGGUUGAGCUCAAAGUGCUUUCCUUUAAAACGGUCUU